This is a messenger RNA of Strigops habroptila (Kakapo), 4643 nucleotides long. Its product is annotated as retinoic acid-induced protein 3-like. The transcript is spliced from 4 exons. Gene Ontology annotation, cellular component: signaling receptor complex; plasma membrane; intracellular membrane-bounded organelle. Gene Ontology annotation, biological process: G protein-coupled receptor signaling pathway. The record is from RefSeq and is a predicted model, not a curated record. Gene Ontology annotation, molecular function: protein kinase activator activity; G protein-coupled receptor activity. The coding region runs from base 2317 to 3384 and encodes 355 amino acids. Lineage: Eukaryota; Metazoa; Chordata; Aves; Psittaciformes; Psittacidae.
GUGGUCCCUGGAAGCUGAGCAGGAUACCCUGUGGCAUCUCAAAUGACACUCUAUGUUGAUGUGCGCAUAUUAAACAACUAAGGUGAGGCCCCAGUCAAUCCAGGCAACCACACCUGGGAGCAUUUCAAUGCACACAGCAAUGGGCACCUGGCACCCAUGCUGGGCUGGCCCUUCUGACCUUUUGGCUGUUUGGGAGCUGAGACACCUAGCUCACAUUUAGGUAAUAACCAUCAGACAUCUAAAUUUAGGUGCCUCUAUCUGCAAGUUGCACGCCAUCCUUAAACUGAGGUGACAGUGAUCUCACGUGUUUUGCCGUUUGUACUUGUCCAUGUAGACCAGUGAUUCCUCUCACUCCUUGGCACAGCAUGAGGGCCAUAGGCACCAUGUCUCAGGCUACCUACCAUGAGUCAGCAGCGCUUGGCUUCCUAAGUCACUUGGGAUGGUUUAUUGUUUGUUUGGGUUUUUUUAAACAUAUCCCCAUUUAUUAAUCUUUUGAAGGUACAGGGUGUGUUUGAUGACUGACUCUAAAAGAUUUCUCAGGCAUUCUAGAAAAUGUCACUGUUACUCUUCUUAUCUUUUCUUCUUUUUUCCCCCUGAUAUAAUUUGGCAUACUGCCUUCCAUGGGGUUUUUCAUAUCUGUGUAAAUGUAGGGAAGUAGUUAGCAGGCCAUAAUGUGCUCUGACAAGAUACGAAUAGACCGGCAGUGACCAGUGACCUUUGAAAGCCUCUUGGGAUGUUUUUCUAGACAGGUUGGGUUCCACUGAGCUGGUGCUAAACUCUUCUCCAUCACUCCUUUCCUCGUCUCAUUUUUCACAACUGCCUCCUUCUUGGCUGGCUCACUAAGCCUGGGACCUGCUUUAAAGCUAGGAUUAAUUUCAUGUAAAGAAACCUGACAUGUCUUUUCCUAAGAAGCCUCAGGAUUUUACACUGAAAUGAAAGCAAGAAGGACAUGAGAAACUGUCCUAGGGCUCAGCAUGGCCCACCCAGCAGUGACUGCACGGAGUGUUGCAUUUCACUCAGUGAGCCCUCACCCCUGCAGGCCCUCAUGUACUUUUAUGGGGUGUGCAAGAGAAGACUCUCUUGUAUGUGUUUUGAGGCAACUUCCACAUGUGGCAUUCAAAAGGGAGCAGCACCCAGAAACAAGACAGGUGCCCUAAAACAAAUGAACAAACAAACAAAAUUAACGUGCAGAUGAGACAACCAUGAGCAAAAAACAUGGUCGAAACUCCUCUGGUUUUGUGAAGGAGCACAACCUCCAUGACAUGGGAGGGAUUUCUAGGUUCAGGGGCUGUGCGUAGGGACCAAGUUCUUGGUGUGGAUGGGCCCUGAUGUCAAUUCCUUAAGCAGGAUAAUAAAAUAGUCCCACCGAGUAGUAUUUAAAAUAACAGAUGGAGUCACGAACAUGUUGGAGAUACUGACGGCUGUGGAUGGGAUUGCGCCUAUGCAUGUGUCAUGCCAGAGGCACAAUGUAGAGUAAGGGGGAAUUUGUCAUCACCUUCAUUCAUUAACCACUGGGGCCAGCAGUUUGGACAAAGUGACUCAGUGCUUGUGAGCAGACAGAACUGCGCCAGGAAAGGCAAACUGCCCUUUCCAGGGAAGGAGCACGUGGCUCUCACUGGCAGAGGUGGAAGGGAUAAGUGGACCAGAUGCAGCCCUGUGCCCAAAUGUAGCACCCAACAAGAACCCCGAGUAAACUGUCUCUGAAGCCAGGCUUGAAGCCACUCUCCUUCCAGGUGCUGUGGGCCCAUUUGCAUCCUACAAUCUCCUCAUCUUCUACCUUGCAAGCAGUUAUCAGGCAAGAAAGCAUGCAAAGAGACAAAAGGCUUGGAGCAGGGAGGGGGCACACUGCUAUUUAUAGCUACGGUCCCCACCCAUGGGUGCCAGGAGUGGAGCAGGGAAGCACCUUAUCAGGUGCUUGGCUGAGCAGCAUUCAAUCCUGUCCCAGGGCUGCAAAAGGCAGCGGCUCCAUCUCCACCCCGAUGCAGGGGUGAGUGCCCCGCUGACGUCAGGAAGCCUGACUUCAUUUCCUGGCACAGGGACCUUAUUUUCAUAGCCUGUGCUGCUGGAGAGGAGAGGCGGUGGAACUGGAAUAGGCGUGCUCAGCCACACCUCCCCAGCCUCCAGCUGUUAAAGCUCCCAAGGAGGGCGAGCACAGGGCUCCUGCUCGGCUGGCCCUACAGAAGACGAGGUGACCGUGUUACUGGCUUGCAGGGAACUCUCCUCUUCUAGCCAGAGACUCCCUGUUGCCUUCUCCAGCAGGACCCAGAAAGCUUUAGGGAAACAUUUCACGAGGAGUUUGUCGAAGAAGGUGAGAGGAUGACGUCUCCUCCCCAAGGCUGCGGCAACAUCAGUGAUGACUAUUACCCUCUUUGUGACAUGGAGGAGGCCUGGGGGAUUGUCCUGGAGUCACUGGCUGCAGCUGGCAUCCUCGUCACCAUUUUCCUCAUCUGCUCGCUUUUCUUUCUCAUCUGCAAAGUCCAAGACAACAGCAAGCGGCACAUGAUCUCCGUCUAUUUCUUCUUUCUCUUAGGCACGCUUGGCGUUUUUGGUCUCACUUUUGCCUUCAUCAUUAAACUCAAUGACAGGACUCGCCCCACUCGCUUCUUCCUAUUUGGAGUCAUCUUUGCUCUCUGCUUCUCAUGCCUCCUUGCCCAUGCGUGCAACCUCAACAAACUAGUGAGAGGAAGAAAGCCCUUCUCCUGGCUGGUGUUGCUGCUUCUCAUUGUUUCCUUUGCCCUGGUACAAGUUGUGAUCAAUAUUGAGUACUUAGUCACCAUGCUAGUAAACCAGAGAGACGACUUUCUGACUAUGUCUGCAGAGAAGACUAACAAGGACUUUGUCAUGCUUUUGAUCUACGUGCUCUUCUUGAUGGCUCUGACCUUCUUGGUUUCCAUGUUCACAUUCUGUGGGUCAUACAAAAGCUGGAAGAGGCAUGGGGCACACAUCUUCGUCACUGUCUUGUUCUCCAUUGCCAUUUGGGUAGUGUGGAUCACUAUGCUCACAAAAGGCAAUGCACUCUUAAACAAACCAAGCUGGGAUGAUCCUGUCGUGGCCAUUGCUCUGGUGUCCAAUGGAUGGGUCUUCCUGAUAAUGUAUAUCGUGCCUGAAAUUUGUUUCCUCACUGCCCCUCUGAAGCUGGAGGACUACCCCCCAGAAAACGACUUCUGCCAACCCAAGUUGAUAAAGCAGACAACUGGAGUGGACAACCAUGCCUACACCCAAGAUGAACUUGUGCAAGGAGGCACAAGAGACAACAGCUACUCCCCGUACUCUUCUCACUUUCCGAUGAAGACCAUCGAUCCCCAAGAUGAUUUGUCCAUCCCUCGGGCCAAGGCUCAGACAAGCCCAUACCAUGACUACACCGGUGGGAAAGGCCCCAUGUAGCAGCUCCACAGUGAGCAAAAAGAUUAAAUGCCCGUCAGCAGAGGCAUAGGGAAUGGGCCACAUGGUGACAAGUGAGUCAAUCCUGCAGAAGAGACAGAGUUAACACACACUGGCAAAAGAGAAGAGGGGUUCUCUUUUCUCCACACACCUUGUAAGCCCUUCUUAUUCCUCACACACAGCUUUCAGACACUGCUCUGGCCAUCCUGUUCCCUCUCACUCUUUUUCUCUGUGGCAUGGAGCUCAUCUCUUCUGACACAGGAACGUGCUGGGAAUUGCCUGUCUGGGACUAUUUUCAGCAGGAAUGCUGUAGGGCUAGAGCAGCAGGAAGCUGAUCAGCUGGGUCUGUGACCAUCUCUGCCACAGCCAGGACUUGCUUUGAUAGCUUGUGGGAAUGCCUGUGCCCUGUGUGUGACGGGAGAAGAGGCAGGAGCAGAAGCAUCAGCCCCACUCCUGCCCACCCAUAAACACAUCUCCAGUACUGCUGAGAACACCCUUAUCUAUCCACCAUUUCUUUUGUGCCUACUCCCAGCCUUGCCUGGCCCUCCUCCAGACAUCAGCAGAGAAGAGACAGGGAGGGCUGGGAAGAGAAUUCUUUUUUUCUUCUUCAUGUUCACUUCCAGCCCCUUCCUCAUCACCUGGGGGCCACCUAGGGUGGAGAGGGAAAAGAAAACUCUAAAGACAUGAAAACUUCUACACCUAUUUACCUUGACACAUUUUCUGAUUUGCAUUGUAGCAUCAGCCCCCCUCCUAGCUUGGGCUCCUGAACAAGCACCCCAAGGUGCCUGCCCAACCUGCAAAUCCUCCCUCCCCACCCCUGCCACCCCUGGCUGUGGAUCCCUGCAGACAAAACCUCUUCCAUGCAGCUGCUUCCAAUACCUUGGUGGCAUUUAAUCCCAUGCACCUUGGAGCUCUGCCUGCUCCAGAGUGUGUCUGUGGCAUUAACACAAACAUUUCCCAAGCAGCCAGGUUAAGGAAGGCGGAUACCCUUCUUCCAGGAGUGAGUGAACAUGAGCAUGUGUGUGUGUGUGUGUGUGCGUGCUGUGUGGACUGCACCCUGGCGAUGAGCAAUGAGUCUGCAGAGUUGAAUCAUUCUGCAGCCUGGUUUGCAUUUGGUAAAUAGCUUUCCAUGAUAUUUCAUAUAGAAAUACAUAGAGCUCUCCAAGUGGGUGUGUAUGAUACACUGGUGUCUGACACAGCUGUAUAUUUAUUUAGUACUUUGUAUGUGGAAUAUUUAAUUAAUAAAAACCCAAAGAUCCUGA